AAGAAUGGAUUCAUGUGAUUUUGGAAAAAAAUUAAAUGAUACUUGUCAUAAACUAAGUUAUCGUAGAAAGAUUGAUUUAAAGAAAUUUGAUUGCUAUAGAGAAGAUGCCAGAGAAGAAUUAAUUGGAGAUCUGGAAUAACAGAUGAUAAAAUUUUAACAAUCUGCCUUCAUCAUGAAAAGAUUUUUGGUACACAUUUUGAAAAGAAGCACACAAAAUGUUGUAAUUUAUUGGACAAGCAUAAAUCAAAAAAAAAAGCAAUCAAAGGGAGUCAUGUAAUAACAUUAGACAUGGCAAAACAAUUGAGAAUUAAUUUUCCAAAUGUUGUGCCUGGAUAUCAACUUUGUCGGAGCUGCUUUGAUGCUUUGUCGGAGCUACUUUGAUGCAACUUUGUCGGAGCUGCUUUGAAUCAGUAAAUUUCAUGAACAAGAUAAUUGUGAAUUUGAGGAAUCUAUUUCAUGUACUACUUCUGAAAAGUCAUGAGAGGCAUUAAAUGUUAGUUUGGAAACAAUAGGUGUAUCCCCCAUAAAACUUCAUGGCAUUCCAAAGCAUCAACGGCUAUUUGUUGCUAAAAGUAAAGUUAUAAAAAUAAUGUUAAAGUAUGAAAAGCAUAUUUCAAAAGUAUAUAAUGUUAGGGAAGAAGAACUGAAACAUAAAAUUCCUCAUACGAAAAUUAUUGACAAAAGUAAAUGUGAUGAUUUAGACAAACUAACAGCAGAAAUAAAAGAAAAGUUAAUUGUUUCUGACCAAAAAACUAAAAUUUAGUUGUUAACAUUUACACUCGAGUCUUGGUCAAGAAAUUUUGCUGCAAGAUAUUUCAACGUCACUAUAUACCAAAUUAAAGAAAAUAAGUGGGAUUUUUUCAGUUCCAGGCACUAAGAAAGAAAAAAACAUUUUCAGAAAUAACAUUAAAUAGAGUCAACAAUAUAUACCAUGAUGAAGAAUUUACUAGAUAAAUGCCUGGUAAAAAAGAUUACGUAAGUAUUGGUAGAAAACAACACAUGCAAAAGCGCCUUAUUUUAUGUAAUCUUAAAGAACUUUAUGUUUCUUUUAAAACUAAAUAUCCUCAAGAAGUUAUUGGAUUUUGCAGUUUAAGACCAAAAUGGUGUAUAACUGUUGGAGCAUCAGGCACUCAUUCUGUUUGUGUAUGUACCCUCCAUCAAAAUGCAAUACUCUUGACCAAUGCUAUACAAAUGAAAUGUACUUACAAAGAUAUGACGACAAAAGUUGUUUGUGAUGUGACAAGUAACGAGUGCAUGGUUCAUCGAUGUCCGAACUGUCCAGGUAUAGUUUCUUUAAAGAAGUUUCUGGAUGCACAACUAAUUGACAAUGACAAUGACGAGGAGGUGUCAUUCUAUCAUUGGCAGAAAACAGACAGAACAACAUUGAUCUAUCAGACAACAACAAUUGAAGAAUACAAAUUGUUGCUAUCAGAGGCAAUAAACAAGUUAACAGCUCAAUCCUACAUUGCAAAAUGUCAAUCAAGAUAUCUAAAGCAACAAAAGGAAAAUUUAGCAAAAAACUGGUGUAUUGUCUUAGUUGACUUUGCAUAAAACUUCACUUUUGUGAUUCAAGAUAAAAACCAAAGUUACCAUUGGUGCAAAAGUCAAUGCACAUUGCACCCCGUUGCCCUCUAUUUAUUAAACAAAAAUGACCAACUUGAAGAAAAAUCGUUUUGCUUCAUGUCAGAAGAUAAUGAGCAUGACACUGGUUUUGUGUAUGAAGUUCAAACACAAAUAGUUAACUAUUUAAAAGAAUAUCAUCCUAAAAUUUCAAAGAUUCUUUAUUUUUCUGAUGGUUAUGCUGCACAGUAUAAAAACCACAAAAACCAUUACAAUAUCUGUCUCCAUAAAAAUGAUUUUGACAUUGAUGCAGAGUGGACAUUUUUUGCUACAAAUCGUGGUAAGUCAUCAUGUGAUGGUAUUGGUGGCAUUGUAAAACGAUUAACUACAAAUGCAAGUCUACAAAGGCCCAUAAAUGACCAGAUAUUGAAUUGUAACAAAAUGUUUGACUACUGUACUAACAAUAUUAAAGGGAUUAUUUUUUUCAAGAUUGAAAAAGAAAGACUGACAGAAUUGUGCACCACUUUGAAAACACGUUUUGAGCUAAGUAGAACAAUUUCUGGAACUAGGAGCUAUCAUCUAUUUAAACCAGCAUCUAUAGAUACUAUUAGCUUUAAACCAACAAGUGAAGAUGUUCAAAUAACAGUCAUUUUUUCUUUUUCUGGUAUUCAAAGUUCUCAAAAUGAUCAGAAAAUUAACAUAGAUGCCUUGAAAUUUGGUGAAUUCAUUAUGUGUAAAUAUGAUGCGUUUGAUUGGAUUGGUAUGAUCAAUGAAAUUGAUAAUAUAGAGCAAGAUGUUAUGGUAAUGUUUAUGCACCCGCACGAUCCUUUUAAUAAACUUUUCUGGCCAUCUAGAGUAGAUGGGUGUUGGGUUCCAAUUACCAACAUAACUUGUAUAAUUGAUGCACCUGUAACAACAAAUGGAUGUUUUUAUACUUUGACCGUCGAUGCAUCUAAGCUAAUCUUAUGGACCUUCUGGUCAUCUGACCUGAAACAAUUUUAACGCAUGUUCAUCAGGACUACACAAAUGCUGAAAGUUUCAAAGCUCUAACUAGUCUGCAAGAUACUGAAAAAUCCAUCUCAAAAUUCUGAUCAAAAAAGUGGGGCACAUCCCUCCAGCCCCCUCUCCUAGUGUCUUGGGCCCUUUUUUAAUUUUAAAAUGCAUAUUUAUUGACACUACAUAAAUACCAAAAUUUUCAUCGUUCCAGCUAGUCUGAAAGGUAGUGAAAAAUGUAUGGCAAGAUUCCGCUACAAAAUAGUGGGGCCUGUGCCCCGUUAACCAUAUAUGGAAAUCCAUAUACUUGCAGAUCAAAAUUUUUAUGUUUUCUGAAAGAUCAUUAAACAUAGAAUAAUGUGUACAAUUUUUUAUAUCAUCAAGGCCAUAUGGCUUUCUUGAGCAUCAAAAUCAGGUGUAUAAAAAAUUGCCUAAAUUUAUUUAAAUUGAUAAUUACAAGUACUUAAAAAUAUUUUUUUACAUUUCUGAUUAUUUCAUUGGAUUCUUCGACCCUGAAAAUAGCCAGGUACAAAUUUCUAAGUCAAAAGAUCAAAUAUUUUUAAAGCUA
This is a messenger RNA of Hydra vulgaris (swiftwater hydra), 3121 nucleotides long. RefSeq lists its product as uncharacterized. NCBI's taxonomy places the organism in Eukaryota, Metazoa, Cnidaria, Hydrozoa, Anthoathecata, Hydridae. The record is from RefSeq and is a predicted model, not a curated record.